AAGAAGUUGGAUCAACGCCAUGGCCCAUACGCAGAUUGGACGAGAACACGAUGAUAUCGUGGAGUCCAUCUCAAUCAGCUGUUGUUUGCAAGGCACGUUUUACUGAAAAAGACUACGUGCAGGAAACUAUUCAUGGGCGCAAACCCACCAUACAGAGACUUAAGUCUACUGCAAUUCCCAGCCUAUUUUCCUGGACCAAGCAAGAGACUGAAUCGUCCGCAAAAAGAAAAAUCAGGGCAGUUUCCUGUGAAAACAAAAGAAAUAAACUUGAUGAAUAUUGUAGUAGAAAUCUAGAGGAAAGUUUUGAUUGUAAAGUUGGUUUUCCUGAAGAAGUCAUUCAUACUGCAGAAAGGAUUUAUGACUGUCCACCACCAACUGCCGAGCUAAUGUUGAGCUUCACAGAUGGAAUUACGCAAACACCAACAAUGCCUAUGUUUUCAGCAGAGAAUUUUGAAAUGAAGACACGUGACACAGCCAUGCAUUUUUAUACCGGUUUAGAGUUGUAUACUAAAUUUUUAUUUGUUUUGACCACACUUGGUCCAGCAGCACAUUGUUUGAGAUACAUAUCUUUUCAAAUUGAUAGGGUGUCAGUUGAAAAUCAGUUUUUUUAUGACUUUGAUGAAAUUGAGGCAUCAUACACCCAACUUUGAACUGUCUAGAUUCUAGAUUGAAUCUAGUGUUAAGAAUAUUGUGUAUACAUGGAUUGUUUUUAUGUCUAAACAGUGGUGUGAGGCUAACACUUGGCCAUCUAGUGGUUUAGUCAGUUAUUUUUCACCAUCCAACUUCAAAUUAAAGUUUCCUACGACUUGGAUUAUUAUUGACAGCACAGAAUAUCCCGUGAUAAAACCUAAAGCUCCUAGAGCUCAGGCAACCUUUUCAUCAAAUAAAAACAGAAACACUGAAAAUUCUUGAAUGUUCGACGACUGUUGGUUUAGUCAACUAUGUCUCUAUGUCACAUAGAGCGAAUUAUUGGACUUGGCAAAACAUACAAAAUUCUAAUAAAUCCUAUGAAUGGAACUGAAACAAAACUUUCAUCUGAAAUAACAUUUAGUUGUUUUAUGUUGUGUAAUUUUAGAACUUGUAUUGUGCCAAAGGAUGCAUAAAUAAAAGUGACGCAAUGAAUUUUGUUCUGAUAUAUAUAUAUUUACAAUUACAUGCACAUGUAAAUUGUAAUGCAUAUAAAAAUAAGGAGAUGUGGUAUGAUAUUCAGUGAGUUUAUCAAACUAAAGUGCAUAAGAAAUGGGUUUAAGCAGUUACAGGUGUUACUGUCACCGUACAAUCUCCAACAAUGAGAAAAACUCGUACCCUGUAAAAAAUUUCAGAGAUCUUACAACUAAGUUUUGUUGUCUCACCUUGACUUUGGUGAAUUUUUAUACGACCGCAAAAAUUAAAAAUUUUUUGGUCGUAUAUUGGUAUGACGUUGGCGUCGUCGUCGUUGUCCGAAGACACAUUGGUUUUCGCGCUCUAACUUUAGUUUAAGUGAAUGGAUCUCCAUGAAAUUUUACCAUAAGGUUCAAUACCACGAAAAGAAGGUUGGGAUUGAUUUUGGGGGUUAUGGUACCAACA
This is a messenger RNA of Mytilus californianus (California mussel), 1566 nucleotides long. RefSeq lists its product as uncharacterized. The record is from RefSeq and is a predicted model, not a curated record. The transcript is spliced from 2 exons. The coding region runs from base 51 to 650 and encodes 199 amino acids. Lineage: Eukaryota; Metazoa; Mollusca; Bivalvia; Mytilida; Mytilidae.